Zingiber officinale is the source of this 1314-nucleotide messenger RNA. RefSeq lists its product as uncharacterized. The record is from RefSeq and is a predicted model, not a curated record. Lineage: Eukaryota; Viridiplantae; Streptophyta; Magnoliopsida; Zingiberales; Zingiberaceae. The coding region runs from base 197 to 784 and encodes 195 amino acids. The transcript has 4 exons.
AACGAAUUUAAUAUAAAUAAAUAAAUUCGAUCAGAUUCCGACGAAUAUCGUCGGUGGCGUUGAUCGAAACCCCUCGUUGAAUCAUCGGAUUCAUUCGAUCGCACUCCCAAUGCAUUGAUUUCCAGUUCCGUUACUAGUUCUCCCCCUCUCGUUUUCCUUUUAGGGCUGUUUGAUCUCUGCAAUCCUCGCAUUUCCGAUGGCUGCAGCGGCUUCGGAUUCCGGCGAGGAUGGCGACCUUCAAGAAAUCCACGAGCCGGAUUUCUUAGGCGAGCUCUUCAACAUUAACUUAGUUCCCUCCGAUCUGUUCCUCAAGUUCCGCAAGCAAACCGAGGGCUUCCGCGUUGGGCUUAAUUUCAAGUUUUGCAAUGUUCCUACUAACGAGUAUCAAGCAGUGGUUGUUCUAAAACCCAUGGCUUCUAAUAAGAGGUGGAAGUUUGUAUAUGAGCCCUUGCAUGGGGAUAUUCAGUUGCUCUCAAAGAAGAUACCUCUUACUAAAUAUCUGAACAUCCAGAUCGGAAUUUGUCAUAGUUUCCAUUCGAAUGCAACUGGAUGGAAGUGGAAUCUAUCUACAUGUUUGGGUGGAGAUGGUGUUUCCCAUAUCAGAAACAAAUCAUCUCUUGGUCUAUGCCGGGGGGUUGAUCUGAGGAUUGGUUGGAGGGCAGAUUAUAUACCCCCUGAGAUCGAAGGGGAGCUUAGCACCGCGGAAUCUGUAUUAAACAUGAAGCAUGGCCACUUGCACGCAUCAAUAGAUAGAUUCGAAGCAAUUUUCACCAGCACAAAUUAAUUUUUGCAUUUAAUUUUUUUUACGUAAUUGAAGUAUCAAAGCUAAAAAAAUAAAUAUCAUUCAUACACAUAACACAUGCUAUGCCAGAGUGCAUCUAGAGUAGCUGCUAUGGAUGGAUAAAAUGUAGAUAUAUAUAUAUCAUCUUUCCGAUAUUAUAGUAACACACACAGUGGAUAAUUAGCACGAUUCUUGCACUCAACGCUUGGAAAGUAAGUGUUGAACUGAUUCUCUUUGUUCGAUAUCCUUAUUCUUCGUUUGUCAAGGCUUGUUCAUGUCGAAUUGUGUGAAUUCUUGUUAGCUGAGGUAAAUUGCACUACCAUAGCCAAAUUCCAACAAGUGAAUUCGAUCUCAUGUGACAAACAGUCUACACGAAGGAGGGGGGAGAUCACACUGUGUAUCGGGAUGGAAUUCGAUCCAUUCUGUCUCAACAAAGGGUGAGAUUGCUCAAGUUUUUGCCCUGUGUACAUUUCUCUACAAACCCAAUGUGAGGCAGAAGAGCCAAUCUCGAUCAAUAGUAUAUUCAUACAAAA